Molecule: messenger RNA, 1872 nt
Organism: Lachancea sp. 'fantastica'
Lineage: Eukaryota; Fungi; Ascomycota; Saccharomycetes; Saccharomycetales; Saccharomycetaceae
Source: the annotation of a GenBank genome assembly
AUGUCUGAUAUUAAGCCACGGAUCAAGAGUAAUGAUUUAUACGUUUUCCAGCUCCCACAGGACAUUUUGAACUCUUUGCAGUUGAUGGUCUUUGAUGAUUCGGUAGCUGAAGUUCAAACUGACAAACCUAGUGCUGUUGCCAAUGUCAAGAAGGAAGCCUCAAAGGAAGACCAAAGUGUUCAAGGAAGAUGUGGCACCUGCGAAAUUGACUCCAAACCCGAUGGAAAAGAACACUACAAGACGGAUUUCCAUCGCUUCAACAUUAAACGUAGGCUCAACGGUUUGUCACCAAUAACUUUGAGCGAGUUUGAGAAACUAGUUGAGAACGAAGACGUAGAGAGUUUGUCGGGUUCAGACUCUAAUUCAGACUCAGAGGACGACUUUUAUGACGAGGACAAGGAUAAGCUAUCAAGUAUAUUGGAAGAGCAGCUUGCCUCGAUGACAGUGUCUGGCCAUUCCAACGACGGUACUGAAGGGACUCAAAAUGCAAGUCAUUUGAACACAAGGUCUCCGCAGAUCUUUUUCAAAUCCCCAUUUUUGGAAAAGGACGAGGUCUUUGCCGCUUACAAGGCUCUCUUUUCGAAAGUUUCGAUCGAAAUGGCGCUAGAGACCAUUAAAAACUGGAAUCAGUCCAUUCAAGAAAAGAAGGAUGACGAAUUACCAUAUUCCGCAUUGUUCAUGGUUGGAGGUGGCCAUUUUGCAGGUGCCAUUGUGUCUCACAAACGUUUGAACAUAAAAGGAAGUAUGACAAAGAACAAUGAGACUCUACAAGAAAGAGCCGUUCAGUUUUUGGAGCACAAGACUUUCCACAGGUAUACCACCAGAAGAAAACAGGGUGGCUCCCAAUCGGCAAUGGACAAUAGCAAGGGAAAGGCAAACUCAGCGGGUUCUUCUCUUAGGAGAUACAACGAAGUCGCACUAAGAAUGGAUAUUCAGCAGCUGCUGAACCAGUGGCAGCCAUACCUGAAGAACUGUCAAAACAUUUUCAUUCGUGCCAAGAGCACCAGCGACAGGAAAAUCUUCUUGGACAGCAAUACCUGUCUUGACAAAGAUGAUCCAAGAAUCAGAUCUUUCCCUUUCACGACGAAACGACCAACCGGGCACGAACUGAAAAAAGCCUGGUGCCAGCUCACCUACUUGCAUAUAAACCAUAAACCCAAGGUGGAAAUCAAGAAAGAAGUUGUAGCGAAAAAACCAGACGAAAUUCGAAGCCCUGUACAAGAAUCCACACCAGUGGUCUCAGACCCUGAUGAAAUUCACACUCGGGAGCUAAUAUCUCUUCUAAAGAAAUCGAGAGCUCCAGCGCUAAUAUCUUAUCUUCGCAAAAACAACUUGGACGUGAAUUUUGUGCUCAAGCCGCAAGAUGAGUGGUUCCAAACCCCCACAAUGUUGCAUUAUGCGUCUCAGCAAGGCCUGAGAAACAUGGUGCUCAUCUUGCUAAGCAACCUCAAGUGCGAUCCUACCAUAAAAAAUGAUGCGGGGAAAACUCCUUGGGCGUUAACGAAGAAAACAGAGGUCAAACAGGCUUUCCAGAUGGCAAGACAUAACUUGGGAGAACAGUUCACAGACUGGAAUCUCUCCGGCGUUGGUGAGCCAUUAAGCAGAGAAGAUGUAGAGUCGAUUAAUGAUCAAGAGAAGCAGCGUUUGGACUCAGAACAGGCGAAAUUGAUAGAGCAAGAACUAAGUGCUGCAAAAGAAAAACAAAGAUUCGAAAAAGAGGCAAGUCGUGGACCAGGGAAGGUUCUCGCACCUCAGCUAUCCUCCCUGCAACGAAACACUAAUUCCUUGACAGACGAUCAGCGCAUGCGGCUAAUGAGGGAGCAGCGCGCACGGGCUGCAGAGGCUAGAAUGAAACUCAAUAAUAGUAAAUAA